CGGUAAGAGCCUUCCCGCCCCGGGAGCCAGCGCCGGGAGGGGAGCCGGCUCUGCCCGCCCGGCCCCAUCCUGCCCGGCUGCUUCCCCAGCGUGCGGCCGGGGCGGCGAGGGCGGCGGGGAAGCCAUCUGCAACGCGGCGGCGGCGGAGGGGUUAAGUGCGGGAUCAGCUGUUCUCAUGUCAUUACGGAUUCUCUUCAUUUUAUACAGAGCUCUGUUUGAUGUCUGAAUGCACAGGGGACUCCCCCUCCUCCUCCAACUCCCACCCCUUUUAUUUCGCUCCCGAGCCCUCUCUCCUUCCUCCUCCCCUUCCUUUCUCUCCCGCUCCGCUCUGGCUCACGCACACCCUUUGCAGACCGUGCGCUCAGUGCCAGUGUCUAAUGGCCCCGAAGUGAAGAGCCAAGCGCUGCUCCGGCGGCGGCGCGGCCGGCCUGCCGCAGAUGAACCCUCCUAACUAGCGCCGAGGGGUCGGGAGGGACGGCGAGCAGGGGAGAGCCCGAGGGGCCAGCCGGGAAGACGAGGAUAGCGGUGGAUAGCGGUGUGCGGAAGAGGACGGACCCGCGAACAGCUCCACGGCUACCUGUCGACACAUGCUGUGCUCCAUGGCUAACUCGGGCUGCCUCCUUGUCUCCAACUCAGGCAUGCUUCCUCACUCUCUCCCCUGUCCUCCAGCCUUCCUCUACCUCCAACAGGGUAACCAGGACGCCACGGCCCCACCGGACGCGAUGGCCCAGCCCUACCCCCCCGCCCAGUACCCCCCGCCCCCCCAGAACGGCAUCCCCGCAGAGUACGCGCCGCCGCACCCGCACCCCACGCAGGACUACUCGGGGCAGAGCACGGUCCCGGAGCAUGCCAUGAGCCUCUACACACCAGCACAGAGCCACCCCGAGCCGGCGGGCAGCGACGCCAGCACACAGUCCAUAGCAGGGACACAGACGGUACCGACAGACGAGGCGGCACAGACAGACAGCCAGCAGCUACACUCCUCAGACACCACAGACAAGCAGCAGCCCAAGAGGUUACACGUCUCCAACAUUCCCUUUCGAUUCCGGGACCCCGACCUGCGGCAAAUGUUUGGGCAAUUCGGGAAGAUCCUGGACGUGGAGAUCAUUUUCAAUGAGCGGGGCUCCAAGGGUUUUGGGUUUGUAACUUUUGAAACUAGCACAGAUGCCGACCGGGCACGGGAGAAGCUGAAUGGCACCAUCGUAGAGGGCCGGAAGAUUGAGGUGAACAACGCCACGGCCCGUGUCAUGACCAACAAGAAGGUGGCCAACCCCUACACCAACGGCUGGAAGCUGAACCCGGUGGUGGGAGCAGUCUAUGGCCCCGAAUUCUACGCAGUAACGGGGUUCCCGUACCCCGCCACGGGGACGGCCGUGGCCUACCGAGGGGCACACCUACGGGGCCGGGGACGUGCCGUGUACAACACCUUCCGUGCCGCGCCGCCGCCGCCGCCCAUCCCCACCUACGGCGCGGUCGUCUACCAGGAUGGGUUCUACGGAGCUGAGAUCUACGGGGGCUAUGCUGCCUACAGGUACGCCCAGCCCGCAGCAGCAGCAGCCGCGUACAGCGACAGCUACGGCAGAGUGUACGCAGCAGCAGACCCCUACCACCACACCAUCGGCCCCGCCGCCACAUACAGCAUUGGCACCAUGGCUAGUCUAUACCGAGGAGGGUACAGCCGCUUCACUCCCUACUAGCAAGACAGACCCAGCCCCCCCACCACUGCCCCCGAUGCUCACUAGCACCAAACCAAACCAGGCAGACAGAGCCGAGGCCGAGCCUGCGGAGGAGCCGCGGGUGCUGCCCGGGUGGCCGGGGCUGGCGCCGGGCUCUGUGGGGCCGCAGCACCCACACCCAUAGGGUUACCUCAGCCGCUCCGUCUCUCCUGCAGCAUCCGCCCGCCCUGGGGGCCGCGGGGCCAGCCCUGAGCCCCAGCAGCUCCCCAUUCCCACAACUGGGGUGCAGGGUCCCCCCCUGCCCUGGCUGGGCUGCACAGGGUUCAUCCCCUGCAGGGCAGGCGGGGUGCUCAGCCUGCAGGGAUGCUCGCUCCGCAGGCACUGGGGCUUGGGGUGACAGCCGCCCCCCGAGCAGCCCCUCUGCCCCCGUAGGAGAGAGAGGAGCCGGCGGGGGUUGCUGCCAGCUGUGCGGCGAGGCUGGUGUUGUUCGGGAUCCUGGGGCAGCCUUCUGGGCAGGUGUGAUGGGCUGGGCUGGCUGCAGAGCUGGGUGUGAUGGGCUGGGCUGGGACGGUGCCUGCGUGCCCCCGGCCGCCAGCUCGGCCUGAGUGCUCCAGCGAAAGACCUGCCUCUCUUGUUUCUGUUGUAGUGAACCCGUGGCCGUUUCCUUCUGGGACCAGGAAGGGCAAAAAUAUCCACACACACACACA
Messenger RNA from Haemorhous mexicanus (house finch), 2383 nucleotides. It is a transcript of the gene RBFOX3, whose product is annotated as RNA binding fox-1 homolog 3. The transcript has 12 exons. The coding region runs from base 588 to 1697 and encodes 369 amino acids. The record is from RefSeq and is a predicted model, not a curated record. Gene Ontology annotation, molecular function: mRNA binding. Gene Ontology annotation, cellular component: cytoplasm; nucleus. Gene Ontology annotation, biological process: nervous system development; regulation of alternative mRNA splicing, via spliceosome. NCBI's taxonomy places the organism in Eukaryota, Metazoa, Chordata, Aves, Passeriformes, Fringillidae.